UUAAGGUUCAUUGCACAGUAGUUUAAUGAAAUGAAAUGCUAUGUAACGGAAGCAGGUUUUACGCGCUGCAUUGGAACUUGAAUCAAAGAGAAAAAAAAAUAAUAAAUAGCACUAAGCUAUUCAUUCAGUGAAUGCAUAAAUUUCUCAGCAUUAGAGUUUGAAGAGCUAGAAGCGGUGGUAGUAACUGAAUUUGCAAAGAUGCUUUCUGCAACACUUCCAGUGUCCCUUACAUCUGCAAAGGGCUCCUCCUUGGCCUUCUCCCGCCGCAUGGUUCCUUCCGGCCACCGUCUAUCUCCGGCGACACUCACCGGCGUUUCACUCUCACGCGCUCCUCUCACGUUGAGGUGCUCUUCACUCUCAAACACCCCUUCCUAUGUUGAGGAAGGAAGAAAGUUUGUAGAAGCUUCAAAGAAUGGGAACUUGAUUCCUCUCUGUCAGAGUAUCUUCGCUGACCAACUCACUCCCGUCCUUGCUUACCGGAUUUUGGUUAAGGAAGACGAUUGGGAGGCUCCAAGCUUUCUUUUAGAGUCUGCAGAGCCUAGUUAUCAUGCUUCGAGUGUUAUUGAUUGUUUAUUGCAGGGGCGCUAUAGUGUUUUAGGAGCAAACCCAACUAUGGAAGUUGUGGCAAAAGAAAAUAAGGUUACAAUAAUUGACCACGAAUCUGGGAAUUUAACUGAGGAAAUUGUUGAUGAUCCUAUGGUGAUUCCCAGAAAAAUCUCAGAGGGUUGGAAACCCUAUCUCAUUGAUGAACUACCAGAUGCAUUCUGUGGUGGUUGGGCAGGUUAUUUCUCAUAUGACACUGUUCGUUAUGUGGAAAAGAAAAAGCUACCAUUUUCAAACGCUCCAGAGGAUGACAGGAACCUUGCUGACAUACAUCUGGGCCUCUAUGAGAAUGUGAUUGUGUUUGACCAUGUAGAAAAGAAAGCAUAUGUGAUUCUUUGGGUGAGGGUUGAUCGGUACUCCUCGGCUGAGAGUGCUUAUAAGGAUGGAAUGGAAAGAUUAGAAAAAUUAGUGGCCAAAUUACAAGAUGGCCCACCCCCAAGGCUGGCUCCAGGUUCUGUGGAUUUACAUACUCAUCAUUUUGGUCCAUCUUUAAAGAAGUCAAGCAUGACAAGUGAAGCAUACAAAGAGGCAGUCCUUCAGGCAAAAGAACAUAUUAAAGCAGGGGAUAUUUUCCAGAUUGUAUUAAGUCAGAGAUUCGAACGAAGAACAUUUGCUGAUCCUUUUGAAAUUUAUAGAGCAUUGAGAGUUGUUAACCCAAGUCCUUAUAUGGCCUAUUUGCAGGCUAGGGGAUGUAUUCUGGUUGCUUCAAGUCCAGAGAUUCUUACACGUGUAAAGAAGAAUAAGAUUAUGAACCGUCCAUUGGCUGGGACAGCUAGAAGGGGGAAAACACCUGAAGAAGAUGCAAGGUUUGAAGCAAUAUUGCUGAGAGAUGAAAAGCAGUGUGCAGAGCAUGUCAUGUUGGUUGAUUUGGGACGCAAUGAUGUUGGAAAGGUUGCCAAAAGUGGUUCUGUCAAAGUUGAAAAGCUUAUGAAUGUUGAACGAUAUUCCCAUGUCAUGCACAUAAGUUCAACGGUUACUGGAGAGUUGCAAGAGCAUUUGACUAGCUGGGAUGCCCUGCGAGCUGCAUUGCCCGUUGGAACUGUCAGUGGAGCACCAAAGGUGAAGGCGAUGGAGUUGAUUGAUGAGCUGGAGGUGACAAGGAGGGGGCCUUACAGUGGAGGAUUUGGAUACAUCUCUUUCUCUGGUGAGAUGGACAUUGCUCUUGCUCUCAGGACAAUGGUAUUUCCGAGCGGAACCAGGUAUGAUACAAUGUACUCAUACAAAGACGUCGACCAACGCCGCGAGUGGAUUGCUUACCUUCAAGCCGGAGCUGGUAUAGUUGCUGACAGUGUCCCUGAUGAUGAGCACCAAGAGUGUCAAAACAAAGCUGCUGGUCUUGCUCGUGCCAUUGAUUUGGCUGAGUCCGCUUUUGUUGAUAAAUGAAUUUAGAUAUCUCAUGAAUAUAUUCGUAGUCAUAGUCAUAGUCAUAUGCAUAAAGUUGAAGCUACUGAUUGUUUGUACAAUCCAGAUGGAGUUUCAAGUUUAAACUUCAUUCAUGUAGGUACAAAUUCCAUUAGUGGAAUGAACUUAUUCUUGUUUGAACAUAUGAAGAUCAUUGUCUUCCAUACCAACAUUAAAUCAUGUUAAUGUGGAGAGAUAUAUGAUUAAAUUAAUAGUCUAUUUUAUAAAUAUUAAUUUUGCAUUUUAA
This is a messenger RNA of Glycine soja, 2251 nucleotides long. Its product is annotated as anthranilate synthase alpha subunit 1, chloroplastic-like. Gene Ontology annotation, biological process: L-tryptophan biosynthetic process. The coding region runs from base 199 to 1986 and encodes 595 amino acids. The transcript has 11 exons. The record is from RefSeq and is a predicted model, not a curated record. Gene Ontology annotation, molecular function: anthranilate synthase activity. NCBI's taxonomy places the organism in Eukaryota, Viridiplantae, Streptophyta, Magnoliopsida, Fabales, Fabaceae.